Messenger RNA from Lathyrus oleraceus (garden pea), 1623 nucleotides. Its product is annotated as beta-glucosidase 13-like. Bases 1 to 1623 code for a protein of 540 amino acids. NCBI's taxonomy places the organism in Eukaryota, Viridiplantae, Streptophyta, Magnoliopsida, Fabales, Fabaceae. Gene Ontology annotation, molecular function: beta-glucosidase activity. The transcript is spliced from 15 exons. The record is from RefSeq and is a predicted model, not a curated record. Gene Ontology annotation, biological process: carbohydrate metabolic process.
AUGCAUAAAAUGGAGACUAUAUCAUCUUUGAGAAUUUUUGAAACUAUUCUUUUAAUCAUGUUCUUUGUUUUGUUCUUUAAUAUUUCUGGUCAAGCAGAAGGGUAUCUUCCUUCUAAGCAUAAGGCAAUUUCACAUCACUUAUCUGCAUCACAGAUCGUAGAAGCAACAACGUCUAAUCCAUAUGAUUCAAUAUUAAAAUUUUUAAAUUCUUCAAACUUUCCAAGUCGUGCAUCAUUUCCACAAGGCUUUUUGUUUGGUAGCGGGUCUUCUGCCCUACAGAUUGAAGGAGGAUGUAAUGAAGGAGGAAGAGGACUUGGUAUAUGGGAUGAUAUAGUUAUACAAAACAAAGAUGUUGAUAAAUUUCCAUUAAAAAUUGAUCAUUACAACCGAUAUAAGGAGGAUGUGCAACAUUUGAAAAAACUUGGAAUAAAUUCUUAUAGAAUGUCAAUUUCUUGGAGUAGAAUAAUGCCGGACGGAACCUUGAAAGGAGGUAUAAAUCAAGAAGGUAUCAACUUUUACAACAAUUUGAUCAAUGAGUUACUCGAAAAUGAUAUUGAACCUUUCGUGGGUAUCAUACACUUCGAUUAUCCAUUAGCUCUUAAGCAAAAGUUUGGAGGCUUCUUAAAUCGCUCAAUUGUAAAAUAUUAUAAGGAUUAUAGUGAACUCUUAUUCAAAACAUAUGGAGAUCGAGUGAAACAUUGGACUACAAUCAAUGAGGCAGAAGUCACAGCUAUAUUUCAUUUCAUGUUCAACCUUGAUAAAGUAUCUACUGAUCAGACAUGCAAAAAUACUAAAAUAUGUACACAAGCAUAUACUCUCCUUCACAACUUCCUCAUUGCUCAUGCUACCGCGUCAAAAUUAUACACAACAAAAUUCAAAGAAAUACAAAGGGGAGAAAUUGGACUUGCUCUUUCAUCAGGAAGAUAUGCUCCCUACAGUUCUAAACUAGAAGAUGUGGUUGCUGCACAAAGACUAAUGGAUUUCUAUUGGGGAUGGAUUUUAGAUCCAGUCUUCCAUGGAGAUUAUCCACAAAUAAUGAAAAACCUAGUGGGGAAUAGGUUGCCUAAAUUCACUAAAAAGGAAAAACACUUGUUAAAAGGAAGCACAAAUUUUAUUGGAAUCAAUUAUUAUACUUCUCAUUUUGCUAGACAUGAACCAAAUAGAACCAAGAUUAUGUUUGACAAUUAUGAUGCUUUAGCUGUUUCAGAAGUUUUUAAUGCAGAAGGAAAAACUCUUGGUUAUAAGGAUCAAUAUAGUGGGAGCAAUGUUUAUCCCGAAGGAUUAUAUAAUAUGUUAGUCUAUAUUAAGAAAAAGUAUAAAAAUCCCAAAAUCUACGUCACUGAAAAUGGUAUUUCUUCUUCAAAAAUUCCAAAUCCUUUGAAGGAUGAACACCGAAUUGCUUAUAUUGCUGCACAUAUAAACGCUACUAAAGCGGCAAUUGAUGAUGGCGUAAAUGUCCAAGGUUAUUUUUUGUGGGCAGCAUUUGAUACAUAUGAAUUUCAAGCAGGCUAUUCUGGAAAUUGGGGUCUUUAUCAUAUUGAUUUUAAUGAUAAUCUCAAACGCCUACCAACGGACACAGCUAAUUGGUACAAGAAAUAUCUCACACAUAAUUUAGAAAACUAA